GUCACCGCUUCUUCCAAAAGACAGGAUCCAAGCAGUCUAAAGAAGAUGUGCUCCUUGAUUGGUUGCUGUUGCGAUUGUGCGGCUAAAAUUGCUUGUUGCUGCUGCACGUGCGCUCUUCAGACCCUAUGCUGUAUGGUGUUCGUCGUGGUCAUCAUCUGUCUGGCGAUCGGAUUGGGUGUCUACUUCGGUGUGUUCCACAAUCGAGACUCGAACUCCAGCACGACGACUACGACGCCCUCAAGUAUCCUACUGAAUGCGCUCCUACCGGAGGCAUUACGGGACGAGAAGGAACCAACAUGGGUGUACUGAAUUCCCAGAGAGCCUUUCCAAACGCUGUGAUAUGUGUCUAGACUAAGUGUGUGGAGUUGAGGAGCGUGUUACUAAUGCCAUCUCGCCAAAGUUGUCCCUCGCGAGGAAACUCGUUCUUUCGGAAUUGUUUACCAGUUUCAGUGCAUAUGUGUCUUUGUGCCAAAAAAUCCUUCCGAUCAAUAAAUCGCUUCAGUG
Molecule: messenger RNA, 504 nt
Organism: Anopheles coustani
Lineage: Eukaryota; Metazoa; Arthropoda; Insecta; Diptera; Culicidae
Product: protein midgut expression 1-like
Exons: 2
Coding region: 46-309 (87 amino acids)
Source: RefSeq, a predicted model, not a curated record